AUGCGAAGCUGUGCGACGAUAUGCGAGCCGAGACUAGGUCGUUCUUUCCCGCUCCUUCCGAUGGCGACGGAAGGUUCUAACAGCGGUGCGAUAAAACCGCAAGCGUCAAUCGCGGCAAGCAGAGAGCUACUCACCGUCGGCGGUGAUUCGUUGCCUUUCUUGGAACGUCUCUUGGCGCAGCCAGGCAAAAGCAAUCCGCGCGCGCAGAAACAGCAGCAGCAGCAGAAGCCACCAUGGCAGGGGCAAGCGCCGCCAGCGAUGUUCACAUCGCCGGUUGGGGAGAGUUCGGUGCUGGCUCGCUUGCGGGGCUUCUUACCCCAGAUGGAGCAGGAGAACCAGAAGCUGCAGCGAGCCAUACAGGAGCAGGGGCGGGAGGCGGUGAGCAUGGAGGCAGUGGACGACUCACAGCAACGCAUUGAGAUGUGGCCGUUCCUCCCACCUCUCUCUGCUGUCCAUCUCUCUCCUGUUCUCAUCAGUCUCCCGUUCCCUAAACACUCUGCUGUCACCACUCUCCCUGCUCUCGCCACCCUCUCUGCUCUCACCAUUCUCUCUGCUCUCACCAUUCUCUCUGCUCUCACCAUUCUCUCUGCUCUCAUCACUCUUCCCCCUCCCCCCCACACCUAUCACUGGGGGGGCUCUGUGGGCAGAGGGGAGGGGGAAGGGGAGGAGGGGGAGGCUGGGAGCAGCGAUUCUGACUCGGAAUUGGAAUCAGAGAGCGAAGAUUCUGAUGGUGAUGAUGGUGGGGAUGAGGGUGGUGGUGAUGGGAUUGAGGGUGGUAUACGAAGGGCUGAUGCACAUGGGGGUGAUGGCUUGGACGGUGGAGACAGGUGUGUAUCCAUGGAGGAAGAUGGGGAAGGAGGGAACGGGGGAGUGCUUCUAGGCCGCUCACUUGAUGGUGAUGUGGCUGGUGGGGAUUGUGGGGUGUUUCGUGUUGGAGUGGGAGGAGAAAAAGGAGUCGCCAUGACACUUCCGAUUACUAGCAGGCCGGAUUUUGAGCCCACCUGCGCCACUGGUUCGUCAGAUGGAGCAUCUUUUUGUAACGCGUAUCCCACUGAAACUCGGUUCAACGGAGCUGCCGUUGACAUGACGACCCCCAACUUGGCGGACGGGACGUUAACUGACGGUGGGCCACCAGCCGACGAACAAUUCGUUUUUACGGACGACAUGUACGAAGGAGGCGUGGGGGCGCCAGGGUUACCCGGUUACAACGAGUUGGGGAAAGCUCCGUUAGGAGAAGGGGAGCUGACGUAUAGAGGGAUGAAUAUCCUCGCUCCCAUGGUUAGAGUGAAUACUCUUGCAUUCCGACUGCUGGCUCUGGACUGUGGCGCGGAUAUGGUGUACAGCGAGGAGGUGAUCGACCACCGCUUUGUACAGUGCAAGAGAGUGGUGAAUUCUGCGUUGAAUUCCGUUGACUUCAUGGAGCCCAGCACGGGCAUAGUGGUGUUCCGCACGUGUGAGGCGGAGAGGACGCGAGUGGCCUUCCAGAUCGGCACCUCUGAUGCUGUCCGGGCUUUAAGAGCUGCUGAAAUUGUAUGCAAUGACGUGGCAGCAAUAGACAUCAACAUGGGGUGCCCCAAGCCCUUCUCCACCAGUGGCGGCAUGGGCGCUGCACUGCUCUCCCGCCCAGAAACCGCAUGUGAUAUCCUCUCCACCCUGCGUCGCAACCUGCCUACCUCCAUCGCACUCACCUGCAAGAUCCGUCUACUCGACUCGCCCCACCGCACAAUCGACUUUGCACGUGCUGUUGAGAGCACGGGCAUUUCAGCUCUGGGCAUUCAUGCGAGGAAAGUUCCCCACCGGCCGUCAAUGAAGGCGCAGUGGGAGGCACUCCCUUCAGUGGUGGCGUCACUCUCCCUCCCUGUCAUUGCCAAUGGGGACGUGUUCUCCUACAGCGAUUUCGACGCAAUCCGAGCAGCAACAGGAGCGGCCUCAGCCAUGGCAGCACGGGGAGCCCUCUGGAACCCAACUGUGUUUCGCCCAGAGGGGCCGCAGAACUGGGAGGUGGUGAAGAGGCUGUUUCUGAGGCAGUGUGUGCGGUGGGACAACGAUUACAAGUGGUCCAAGCAUGUGAUACGGGAGAUGAUUAUCCAUCACGCCAACUAUGAGAUCGGGGAGGGCAGAUGCGUCAAUCGUUGCCAAACGCUUCCACAGCUCUGUGACUACUACGGCCUAUCAGAGUUCUAUGAGGAGUCUCUAAGAGCAAGGGCUUUGAGGGCACAGCAGGGUGAAGCACACUGA
Molecule: messenger RNA, 2238 nt
Organism: Closterium sp. Yama58-4
Lineage: Eukaryota; Viridiplantae; Streptophyta; Zygnematophyceae; Desmidiales; Closteriaceae
Source: the annotation of a GenBank genome assembly